AUGACGUCACAGGCGUCGCCUGAUUUCAUAGCCAACGAUAAGAUCAAACAGUUUUUGUUGAAGGAACAUUUAAGCAAAUUCAACAACAACAUCAACAUCAACAACAACAACAUCAACAACAACAACAUCUCACUACAACAUCUUCAACAGUAUAAACUGCAACAGCAGCAUAACAUCAACAACGCAGUAGCCGCCGCCACAACGACCACAACUUCAACGCCGCCGAUGGACUUCAGAAAUUACAUUUCGCCGUUUUUUUAUCACUUGCAGCAGGCGUACCUGCGAUCGCAGCAGCAGCAACAACAACAACAACAAUACCAACAUCAGCAUAAUUUAGGGUCGAAAUAUUUGCUGGAAAGUGUGUUGCAGCAACAACAACAGCAACAGCAGCAGCACCAGCCACAACACGAACAUAGAAAAUUCUACCAGCACCCACUGAUCCAUCCGUCACUUGCCCAUUACGGCACUAAAAAGUACAGCAACAGCAGCAACAACAUUAUUAACACAAAUGAUUUUGAAAAGACAAAAGACGACGACGACGACGACGACGUGAUGACGUCACACAACGACACUAAAUCGCACGUGGAUAUAUUGCCGGAAGAUGAGGCCGAUAAUGAUGACGAUUGCAUCGGUGUGGAGAGCGUCGGUUUAAAGACUUUAGAGCGUAAAAACUUCCUGUUACACCACCACCACCAUCACCACAACAACAACAACAAUGACGUCAUCAUCAACAGCAACAACAACAAUGAAAACGAUCACGUGAUUAGAAACAACUCAUCCACAGCAGCAGCAGCAGGAACAACUGCAACGGAUAACAAAUACAACAGUCCGACGACAUCUGACAACCAAUCAACGAGCAAAUCGCCAGAUGACGUCACGACCAUGUCAUCAUCCAGAUCCUCCUCAUUAUCGUCUCCGUUUAAAAGUCAGUAA
This is a messenger RNA of Helobdella robusta, 933 nucleotides long. RefSeq lists its product as hypothetical. The record is from RefSeq and is a predicted model, not a curated record. The coding region runs from base 1 to 933 and encodes 310 amino acids. Lineage: Eukaryota; Metazoa; Annelida; Clitellata; Rhynchobdellida; Glossiphoniidae. The transcript has a single exon.